This is a messenger RNA of Acanthochromis polyacanthus (spiny chromis), 2745 nucleotides long. It is a transcript of the gene ngfb, whose product is annotated as nerve growth factor b (beta polypeptide). Gene Ontology annotation, molecular function: nerve growth factor receptor binding; growth factor activity. The coding region runs from base 1625 to 2206 and encodes 193 amino acids. Gene Ontology annotation, biological process: negative regulation of neuron apoptotic process; nerve growth factor signaling pathway; neuron projection morphogenesis. NCBI's taxonomy places the organism in Eukaryota, Metazoa, Chordata, Actinopteri, Pomacentridae. The record is from RefSeq and is a predicted model, not a curated record. The transcript has a single exon.
UCCUGUUUACGUGUACGAAUGUAAGACAGACUGAGCCUCUGCAGCAGCGCUUCAUUACAGCAGCUACUGCCUGCUUAAUUAGGAUUUACAGACCCUAACCUUAAUCGUACCAGACAGAGUUUUAUAUACACUGCACUUUGGAAAACUAUUACCACUAAGCCAUUAAACUCUUAGUGUCAGAGAAGAUGUCUUUUCCCGCUUUAAAGCUGAGCCGCUACAUGCUCCUAAAUGUAAGUUAAUCUCACAGUUCAACGUGUUGUACCCUGAAGUCGUGAAGGGGAAUUUAUGGGAGUAUCUGCACACUGGAUUAAAGCUUAUAAUUUUCUCUCAAAUGAAAGGACAUUAGGUUUUGCCUCACAAGAGCUUUAGUGUAGUGUUCAGUCACUCUGUUUUCACUUGUUUUCCUCCUGCUGGACUAUGAAUGGACAUGACGCACAUGCAGCUUCAUACAGCUAGUUGAUAAAUUAGUCAAAUAUAUGUCAAUAUAUUGAUAACUUUUUCUAGAUCAGCCCGACAAGGUUUGACUUUGGCUAGAAGCAGAAGCCGAAAGAAGCUAGCCUUGGCCACUGAGCUGAUCUGCUUGACUAAUUUAAACGCCCCAUCAGCAAUAACACCAAGAUUCCUAGCCUGCGAUUACGAGUGGCGGCCUCUUCAGUGGCUCCGUCUAUGUCAGAGUUUAACUGUUUUUAGAUUUUUUCUACUUUUUCUACACACAGCUGUGUAUUACUAUACAUCCCAUGGAUAUGGAACACUUUCAGAGGUAAAGUAUUGUACAGCAAGAUUUUCAGAGUAUAUACUAACCUUUAAUGUUACAAUCCAUCCAUCCUCUAUACACCGCUUUAUCCUCACCAGGGUCACGGGGGGUGCUGGAGUCUAUCCCAGCUGACUCGGGCGAAGGCAGGGGACACCCUGGACAGGUCACCAGUCUGUCACAGGGCUACAUAUACAGACAUACACUCACAUUCACACCUACGGGCAAUUUAGAGUAACCAAUUAACCUCAGCAUAUUAUUGGACUGUGGGAGGAAGCCGGAGUAUCCGGAGAAAACCCACGCAUGCACAGGGAGAACAUGCAAACUCCAUGCAGAAAGAUCCCAGGCCCAGGCCGGGAUUUGAACAGGGGAUGUUCUUACUGCAAGGCGAAAGUGCUAACCACUACAUCACUGUGCAGCCCCUUAAUGUUAGUAGCCUGUCUUUUUGUUAUUUUAUGUUGUAUGUAAACUGCUAUCUAUCUAUCUAUCCAUCUAAGGUUCUAGGAGCACAGAGGAGAAGAGUCUGGCUUUUAUCAUUGUGUCAGUCCUGACCUGCUUUCGUUCAUGCUCUCUGUUCCUACAUCAUUUUGUCAGUGGCAGGAAGCCUUUAUAUCUACUUUAUGUUGCUAACCAAACACUAAACAACCAACAAAAUUAGUAGCUAACUGGUGAACACAGAGACACAUUGGCAGAUUAAGGUUUAGACACCAAACAGAAGGACCAGAAAACCAGAAACAUGACCACAAAUGAUGGCCAUCGUUGCUCCAUGUAUGGCGGCUGAUACAUCAAACAGGAAAUGGUUUGCUUGUGGGUACAGCAGCACAACAACAGCAGUGUCUUCUCUGCUUCCUGACACCCUCAGGUUGUGUGCCCAUGAGGUCGUCUACGCUGGUCCUGUUCCUCCUGUUCAGCGCCCGGGCGGUGGCCACCAUCAGAGGGGAGCAGAAGGAUCCUGGCAACAACCCCAACUCCAUCCCCAACGUGGACCCCAAGCUCUUCACCAAGCGCAACUACCUCUCGCCCAGGGUGCUCUUCAGCUCCCAGCCCCCCGAUGCAGAGCCGGACGGGUCUCAGGGCGGCGGCAGAAGGACCCGCAGGCGAGCGGGGCAGCCUCAGCACCGCGGGGUGUACUCGGUGUGCGAGAGCGUCAGCGUCUGGGUGGGCAACAAGACCAAGGCGACGGACAUCAAGGGCAACGAGGUGACGGUGCUGCCGGACGUGAACAUCAACAACGUCAACAAGAAGCAGUACUUCUUCGAGACGACGUGUCACAGCGCUCAGUCGGGCAGCUCGAGCUGUUUAGGGAUCGACGCGAGACACUGGAACUCCUACUGUACCAACUCGCACACUUUCGUACGAGCGCUGACUUCGUUCGAGAACCUGGUGGCGUGGAGGCUCAUACGCAUCAACGUGGCCUGCGUGUGCGUGCUCAGCCGCAAGUCAUGGCGGCAGUGAGGACUUCAUCUGCACUCAGAUACAGAACACACACAGACAUACUCAUGCUAACAUGCAGACAGCUGUGACUUUGUCUGCAUGACUUAUCACCAAAGACUUCUCACUCUCUGCACAAAGUAAAUUAUUGGUAUAUGUCAAAGUAUCAGGACUGCAUGUAUACACACCAGACCUGGGUCAAAGAGUAUCUGCAGCUGGGGUGUUUGUGGUUAACCCUCCUGUUGUCCUCAUUUACGGGCACCAAAAAAAUAUUGCUUCCUUGCCUGAAAAAAAUCCAAAAAUUCAGCAAAAAGAAAAAUUCUACAAAACUCUAAAAAUUUGCAAAACCUUCAGGAAGAAAAUUCCAAUAACUCCUUAAAAGUUUCCCUUGAAAGUUUUAUUUUAGAAAUCCCCCAAAAUUGGCAAGAAAAUUCUUGUGAAUAUUUUCAAAAAAAUAAGUGAAAAUCUUCCCAAAAAAAUCCUUAAAAUAUCCAAAGUGAUUACAUAUAUAUCAAUAAAAUGUCUCGUGGUUUUUUUUUUAAGAACAUUCACAGAAAAAUCAA